AUGGCAUGUCCCUCCUGUCCGUCUCCCUCCCCCAGUCUGACAGUCAGUACACUAAUCCAAUCCUCCUACCAGCUUUACUAUGAACUGGCCCAGGCUCUGCUGAAUGGAGAGACAGAGGUCCCAGAACUAGCCCAGCUACCACCUGGGGAGAGGGAUGCCAAGCUGGCCCAGCUCACCCAGGCCCUGGAGACCCUCACCCACGUGGCCAGACAGCUGCGUGCCCAGAGGGACAAGGGAGGAGCGUUGGAGCUGGAGGGGGUAGAGGUGAGGGCGCAGCUGGAUGAGGACAAGAACAUCACAGCCCUGGUGCCCAGACAACCACUGGAGGUCCAUGAGACGGUGGCAGAGUGCAUGAUCUAUGCCAACCACUGGGUGGCCCGUAAGAUCCAGGAGAGUUUCCCCCAGCAGGCCUUGCUGCGCCACCACCCGCCCCCACGCCAAGAGUUCUUCAACCAGCUACAGGACAGUGCCCGGGCACGCGGCUUCACCAUAGACACCAGGUCAAACAAGGCCCUGGCUGACUCCCUGGACCGGGCCGUGGACCCCCGGGACCCGCUGGUGAACCGGCUGCUGAGGGUGAUGGCUACCAUGGCCAUGUCUAAUGCCCUCUACUUCUCUACCGGAGCCUGCCAGGUCGACCAGUACUAUCACUAUGGUCUGGCUCUGGAACGAUACACCCACUUCACCUCUCCCAUCCGUCGCUAUGCCGACAUGAUCGUCCACCGCCUGCUCACCGCAGCCAUCGCCACGGAGAAGGGGGCGGGGCCAGCCAAGGCCUUAGCCAGUAACAAAGAGUUGGAGGAGGUGGCUCAGCAAAUCAACAACAAGAACAGGGCAGCACAGCAUGCCCAGAAGGUGUCCACAGAGCUUUUCCAGUGUCUCUACUUCAGAGACAAAGACCCAGAGACAGACGAGCGCUGUGUGGCCGACGCGGUCAUCUACACCAUCAGAGCCAACGGCAUGCUGGUCUUCAUACCACAGUAUGGCCUGAAGGGGGCAGUGUACCUGAAGAACAGAGAGGGCCAGGUGGUGAGUGAGAGACAGGAUGGAGGAUGUGACUGGCAGACUGGUUCUCUACAGAGAUACCUGGACCACAUCACUACCAUUACUGCUGCUGGCACCUCCACCUUCAACCUGUUCCAACACAUCACCGUGCGUAUCUCAGUACAACCAUCACGUUGUCACUCAGACACAAUCCGUCUGGAAGUGGUCAGCAACAGGCCCCACCAGGCCCCCGAGACUCAGGCCCAGACCCCCCAGCCCCAGGGGGCUAGGGGCCGGUCCCAGCUGGUCCAGGAGGUGGUUCGGCAGGCAGAGGAGGCUUCUCAGCAGGCGGAGGAGAAGAGGGGCCGGGCCUCCAAACUGUCCAAGGAGGAGAGAGAGUUCAGACAGAGUAAAUGUCCCAACCUCUACUCUCUCCUGGAGGAGGUCAGGGAGCUGGCCUUGCUGGACCUGGCUGCCUGUGGAGCAGGUGGAGGUGGUCUGGGAGCAGCCGCUCAGGCUUGUGCCACGUCAGCAUAGAUGAGGUGGAGAAGUAGGAGGAGGAACAGGUCUGGGAACAGCUGCUCAGCCCUGCGAUACAUCAACAUGGAUGAGGUGGUGGAGGAGCAGGAGGAACAACAGGUCUGGGAACAGCUGCUCAGCCCUGCGGUACAUCAACAUGGAUGAGGUGGUGGUGGAGGAGCAGGAGGAACAACAGGUCUGGGAACAGCUGCUCAGCCCUGCGGUACAUCAACAUGGAUGAGGUGGUGGUGGAGGAGCAGGAGGAACAACAGGUCUGGGAACAGCUGCUCAGCCCUGCGGUACAUCAGCAUAGAACUACAUAAAACUUCUGAUUCUGGGUCAGAUUAUUGUGGAGGAAGGGGGGCGGUUGAAGAGUAAGGAGGUGCAGGAGGCAGAGUAACAGGUCAACAUCAGCAUAAAACUUUAACACUGACUCGGGAUCAGAUUGUGGUGCUUUUCAUGGAUUUAACCUGCAUGCAGACCCUCUGGACUGACCAUCUUACUAUACAUCCUGGGUGUUAUCACCAUGGUUACCAGACUCUACUUAGGCACAUCUUUAGUCUUAUUAGGAAAAUGAACAGAUGAUUGAAGUUGUGAGAUGAGACGGAUGCAUGUAAUGUUAUAUACAUGAAUACACACUGAUUCAGGAACAGCUCUCAACAGGACCGUUACCAUAGAAACAUCUGGAACAAACAGCAGCUCUGGUCUCAACAGGACAGUUACCAUAGAAACAUCUGGAACAAGCAGCAGCUCUGGUCUCAACAGGACAGUUACCAUAGAAACAUCUGGAAUAGGCAGCAGCUCUGGUCUUAACAAGACCGUUACCAUAGAAACAUCUGGAACAAACAGCAGCUCUGGUCUUAACAGGACAGUUACCAUAGAAACAUCUGGAACAAGCAGCAGCUCUGGUCUUAACAGGACAGUUACCAUAGAAACAUCUGGAACAAGCAGCAGCUCUGGUCUCAACAGGACAGUUACCAUAGAAACAUCUAGAACAAGCAGCAGCUCUGGUCUUAACAGGACAGUUACCAUAGAAACAUCUGGAACAAGCAGCAGCUCUGGUCUCAGCAGGACAGUUACCAUAGAAACAUCUGGAACAAGCAGCAGCUCUGGUCUCAACAGGACAGUUACCAUAGAAACAUCUGGAACAAACAGCAGCUCUGGUCUCAACAGGACAGUUACCAUAGAAACAUCUGGAACAAGCAGCAGCUCUGGUCUCAACAGGACAGUUACCAUAGAAACAUCUAGAACAAGCAGCAGCUCUGGUCUCAACAAGACAGUUACCAUAGAAACAUCUGGAACAAACAGCAGCUCUGGUCUCAACAGGACAGUUACCAUAGAAACAUCUAGAACAAGCAGCAGCUCUGGUCUCAACAAGACAGUUACCAUAGAAACAUCUGGAACAAACAGCAGCUCUGGUCUCAACAGGACAGUUACCAUAGAAACAUCUAGAACAAGCAGCAGCUCUGGUCUCAACAAGACAGUUACCAUAGAAACAUCUGGAACAAACAGCAGCUCUGGUCUCAACAGGACAGUUACCAUAGAAACAUCUAGAACAAGCAGCUACAGUUUUUACAAAACAUUUCUCAUUUUCUGUAUUUGAUUGAACACAGAGAUAUAGAAUAGAUUCCACAUAAAUCGAUUCUCAGGCCAUAGUUUUUUCACUGAACUGUAUAAUGACAUCUGACACUGAGGACAAUGCCAUUGUACAGCCUGGUAUUGUAUUUUAACCUAAAUAUAUUUUUGUAAUAUUUUUGCCAGUUGGUAUCUUGUGAAAAACAAGUAUUUUCAAGUGCUCUAUUCCAUCGUAUAAUGUUUUAAAUGAAUUAAAGUGCAUUACCAAACCUGA
Messenger RNA from Salvelinus namaycush (lake trout), 3352 nucleotides. RefSeq names its product DIS3-like exonuclease 1. Gene Ontology annotation, molecular function: RNA binding; 3'-5'-RNA exonuclease activity. Lineage: Eukaryota; Metazoa; Chordata; Actinopteri; Salmoniformes; Salmonidae. The transcript is spliced from 10 exons. Gene Ontology annotation, cellular component: cytoplasmic exosome (RNase complex). The record is from RefSeq and is a predicted model, not a curated record. The coding region runs from base 1 to 1521 and encodes 506 amino acids. Gene Ontology annotation, biological process: rRNA catabolic process.